AUGGCUCCACCCAAUCUGGUCUUCGCCACCAAGAAAGCCCAGCUGCGCGACAGGCUCAAGCGGCAGAUCCACCAGAAGCAGAAAGAGCUACGCGACCUCGAAAUUGCUCUCGGGAAGCUCGACCACAACCCGCAGCAGAGCAACGCCAAAGCCAUGCAAGCCCCGCCGCCGCCGCCGCUGCGACCCGGCACCGCGCCCGCAACCGUCCUGGCCUCGAACCAGAUCCCGCUCACCCUCAACCUCACGCCGCACAACCUGUCCACCCUCCUCCUGCCGCAGCUCCGCGCCUGCAGGUUCGUCUUCACCAACCGCUUCCACAUCCUGCAGCGGCAGGACAUCGUGUACGCGCAGAUCGAGGAGCUGCUGAAGGCGAUCGUGCGGAAGGCGAGCAAGAGCGCCGACGAAGAAGAAGAAGAAGAAGAAGAAGAAGAAGAACGGACGAACGGGCGGCGGAAGAAGAAAAGAAGCGCGACGGCGGGGAUCGAGGCUGGGGAUAUGGAUAUGCCGCUGCUGCUGCGCGUCGAGGAGUACACGGACGAGGAGCUGGAGCCGCUGGCGCGGUUGAAGGGGAAGAUUGAGUGCGACCAUGAGGCUUUGAGGGAGUUGCAGAGGAGGGGAAAGGGGUGGGCGGGCGUGUUGGAGGAGGUGAAGGCGGGGCUGGAGCGGUUGUUGGGGAUGGUGGGGGGGACGGAGGAUGAUCAAGAGGGCGGCGACAUUGACCGCCGCGGCGGCGGCAGGGACGACGUCGGUGGUUUCGGCCGCCUUCCGCAAAUCGUGUCGUUCAUUCCCCGUGGAAGCGUGCACCAGGUCCCCAGCCCCGAGCCUUCGCCUGGUCCGGAUUGGGGGGAAAGCGGGAUGGUGGAGAUAGAGGACGACGACAACGACGACGACGACGACGAUUCUUCCGAUGACAGUAGCGACUCCGACGAUUCUCUGGAGUAG
Molecule: messenger RNA, 942 nt
Organism: Diplodia corticola
Lineage: Eukaryota; Fungi; Ascomycota; Dothideomycetes; Botryosphaeriales; Botryosphaeriaceae
Exons: 2
Coding region: 1-942 (313 amino acids)
Source: RefSeq, a predicted model, not a curated record